This is a messenger RNA of Solanum verrucosum, 1889 nucleotides long. RefSeq lists its product as uncharacterized. Lineage: Eukaryota; Viridiplantae; Streptophyta; Magnoliopsida; Solanales; Solanaceae. Bases 199 to 1872 code for a protein of 557 amino acids. The record is from RefSeq and is a predicted model, not a curated record. The transcript is spliced from 10 exons.
CUGUAUAGUUAGUUCAAGAUGUUAGUACUCAUUUAAGUGGUGGAUUCAAGAUUUUAGACCAGCAAGUCCAGUGUAUCGUUAUAUCACUACUCCGUUGUGACUAUAGGUGUCUUUAUUUCUUCUGUUCCACAAUUGUAAUUGGCAUCUGGCAUGGGACAGAACAAAUUCGCAGCAAAAUUUGUAAACUGAGUCAGAAAAAUGGGUGCUUGUGUAUCGACUCCAGGCCAUACGAUCAAAGUAAAGAAGAGACAUCAUCAUCGUCGUCGUCAUAGAAAAUUCCGUGGAAAGAAUUUGAUCUCUCUUGUAGAAGGAACCAGGAGAAGAAACAGUGAUGUAGGACCACAAAUUACUGUUAGUGAGUUUGUUAGAAGAUCUGAGGUCUCCAAUUCCAAAUACUAUCUUACUCAGUUGCAGUGGCAUCAUACUCAAACAGAUGCAACUGUUCUUAGCCAAGAAGAAGCUUGGUUUGAUACAUGCAGCAAUGUUGACUCUGACUCAGAUGAUGACUUCAGUAGCGUCUAUGGAGAUCUAUUCCCAAGAACUGGACAAGUGCUUCAAUAUGAAACUUCAUCAUGCUUUAUGGAUAACAACCUUAAGUACAAGGAGUACCACGAAAGAUAUCUCAAGAUGGAUGGCAGUAGAUCAGAUAAGCUUUUGCUCAAAUAUGGAGUUAAUAGUCCGAAAGGACUUGCACUUAUAGGUGGUCAGGGCUAUGAAGCUCCAUCCCUUGGGAAGCACGAAGUCCUUGGUGCCCAAAGGAAGAGAUAUUUGGAUCGUGCAUAUGGAAGUUUUAAUAGUGUUAAGGAGGAUAAACUUGGUAUGCUGGAAAAAACUCAAGAGAAUGUGCUUAAGACUGUCCUACCGAAGCUGGUUACUUCCUUGAGUUUCAAUGAACAGAUCAUUAGUGCAUCGAAAUCAGGCCAAGUUUCUCAAGUAAAGCAAUCAACAAUAAGGCUUUCUCUAAAGAGAACAUCUGUGGAUGGCAAAGAAGAGGAUAAAUAUUGUGCAUCAAAAAAGUAUCUUUAUCGUCCCAGGGCCGGGCUGCAAAUUCCUUGUUGCACAGAAGAAAAGUUAACUGCAAGAAGUUGGUCAAAGAUUGAUCCCUCAAAUUUUAAGCUACGUAGCGACAGUUAUUUCAGUGACAAGAGAAAAUCUCCUGCUCCAAGUGUGUCUCCUUAUAUUCCUAUUGGGGUUGAUUUAUUUGUGUGUCCUAAGAAGAUAAAUCACAUUGCACAACACCUUGUGCUUCCCUCUGUAAAAGGAGAUGGAAAAUUUCCUCCAUUACUAAUUGUCAAUAUUCAGUUGCCAACUUAUUCAGCUCCAAUGUUCGUUGGUGAUGGUGAUGGAGAAGGCUUGAGCCUUGUCAUAUACUUCAAAAUUUCUGAAAGUUUUGACAAAGAUGUUUCUCCCCAGUUUCAGGACAACAUCAAGAGAUUAGUUGAGGAUGAUAUGGAAAAGGUUAAAGGAUUUGCAAGAGAAUCAUAUGUUCCUUUUAGAGAGAGGUUGAAGAUUAUGGUUGGAGUGGUUAAUCCAGAUGAGAUUGUUUCAAAUGCUACUGAAAGUAAGCUUUUGAAUGCUUACAAUGAGAAGCCAGUGCUUUCGCGCCCUCAACACAGCUUUUAUCAGGGACCAAAUUACUUCGAGGUUGAUCUUGACAUUCAUCACUUCAGCUACAUUGCAAGAAGGGGACUAGAUUCUUUUAGGGAGCGUUUAGGAUUCGGGAUACUGGAUCUUGGUCUAACAAUUCAGGCGCAAAAGUCAGAGGAAUUACCGGAGAGAGUGCUUGGAUGUGUGAGAUUGAACAAGAUUAACUUUGUUGAUAAUGACCAAAUACCAACACUUAUGUGUGCUGAAGAUUCAUUUUCAGAUUGAUAUUACUACUGUCUCCU